UAGACAUAUGGGUCCAGAUCCAUGUCAGUGUCUUUAGUCUUUCUGUGUUGGAAGAUCUUUGUUCAUAUUCUCACUCACGUGUUCAUUGCAAGGUGGUCUGGUUCCUGCUUAGUGACAGAUUUAAAAUAGGGGAUGUGUAAGGAGGUGAAAAAUGACCUCCUGUGCGGUUAAAUCUGUUAAAUCUAAGAGGAAUCCAUACGCAGCAGUGCAGGUGGACCCCGACAGUGAUUACAUCACACCAGGUACGCUAGAUCUGGAGCAGCUCUUCUGGACAGGCACCACAGCUCCAUACACCCAUGUCAACCAGGUCUGGCCAAGAAUUUACAUCGGAGAUGAGAAAACAGCUCUGCAGCGUCCUGAGCUUAAGGACCUGGGUGUCACUCAUGUCCUAAAUUCAGCAGAAGGAAAGUGGAACAAUGUGCUGACUGGUGCUAAUUACUACAAAGACCUGAACAUCCAGUAUCUUGGUGUGGAAGCCGAUGACAAACCCACAUUCAACAUCUCCCAGUACUUCCUCCCUGCAACAGAGUUUAUCCACGAGGCCCUCAGCCAACCUCAGAACAAGGUGCUGGUUCACUGUGUGAUGGGCCGAAGCAGGUCAGCCACCUUGGUCUUGGCGUACCUGAUGUUGAAGCACAGCUUAACUGUAGUGGAAGCUAUUGAGCAUGUGCAGCAGAAACGCUGCAUCCUGCCUAAUCACGGCUUCCUGAAACAGCUCAGAGCACUGGACAUCACGCUGCAAGAGGACAAGCUGAGGCAGAAAAGACUCAUGGAAAACCAAGAAGGCAAAAAAACAACAUAAUAUACUACCUCUGUACUUUAUUCUCUCUGUGAUGUAGCCUGAUUUGAACAUAAGUGUAUUUUUUUUAUUAUUGUGGAUUCUUUUUAAUCCACACAGGAUCAAACUGAACCUCUGAAAGGGGCAUUUUGUAGCAUCUUGGAUCACCUUGGCUUCUUAUCUGACCACAUUUCUUAUUAGGAUUAGUUCAGUUCAUAUACAACUGUUGAUUUUCUUGCACGCAUUAAUCAAAAACAUUUUUUAUCAAAGCUGAGGUCGAAGCUGUGGGUGGAUCAUUCCAGGAGCUUAACAUUACCUAAUCUUAUAUGCUUUUGAGUUCAGUUUUGGGUGGGUCUGUGUAUUGGUUCUCUUGUUUUAAGAUGUUCCUGCAUUUUGCAUUUACCUGUCUGCUGCUUUAUCAUUCCAUAGACUUCUGGGAUUGUUUUCAUCCAUUUUUAUGAGUCAUUCUCCCUCUGUUUCUCCCUUGUGGUUAGCAUUCAUCUUCUGCAUCUAAGCUUUCUGUUUCUCCUCAAAAUAGCCAUGUGUUAAUGACCACUUACCGGUUUUCACACCAGGAACCUUUUCCCCAGCAAACACUUACCUAGUGUCCCAAUCUUUGUUAGAUCGUCCUUUUUUCAUCCUGCUGUCUUGCCAGUUGCCUCUUUGGGGGUUUAUGUCUUUAUGAAUCCAGUUGCUGAUGUUAGUUUACUCCUCAGGUUUUUAUUAAAAUUCACCUCAUCAUAA
Messenger RNA from Poecilia reticulata (guppy), 1522 nucleotides. RefSeq names its product dual specificity phosphatase 29-like. Gene Ontology annotation, cellular component: cytoplasm. NCBI's taxonomy places the organism in Eukaryota, Metazoa, Chordata, Actinopteri, Cyprinodontiformes, Poeciliidae. Gene Ontology annotation, biological process: protein dephosphorylation; negative regulation of MAPK cascade. The record is from RefSeq and is a predicted model, not a curated record. Gene Ontology annotation, molecular function: MAP kinase phosphatase activity; protein tyrosine/serine/threonine phosphatase activity.